CUGAAUAACUUAAAGGGAUCACCCUAACGUUUGUUUACAUCAAGUAUCUGUGCUGUGCAUAGUUUUUUGCAAUUUUUACUAUUUUUCACUACUUUUUACUAAAAUUAACCACACUCAAACCGUGUCGGAAAGUACCCGUCGUUACAAUUCGUUGGAGUGCAGUUAAUUAGUGACCGUCGGACCCGUUUGUUGGAGAAAGAACACCUGCUCCAGUAGCACUCGCGAGAUGGCUCCCAGCUGCAAAAAGUGCGAGGCUGAGAUCACCGGGAUCGAGAGGAUCGCGUGUCGCUGUUGCAAAUCGGACUUCCACAGGUCCUGCAUCUCUGGCCUGAAUCGACCGACUUUCGAUGCCAUUGUGAAAAACACCAGCAACUUGUUCUGGUUGUGCGACAAUUGCAAUGGACGUUUCGAUAACCUGCUGCAGGCAAUGGAAACAGACGAGGUCGCUGCCCCCGCAGGUGAGUCUGCGAAGCUCGUUGAGGUCGUGGACAAAUUAAGCGGCAUAGUGUCUGAGCUAUCCAAGCGGUUGGACAACCGUCCGAAGAGCAGUUACGCUGGGAUAGUUGGCUCGGGGUCACAAUCUUAUGAGCCGGGUUCCAAACGUCUCCGAGAAGAUGAACAAUACGAACAACAUCAGCCACCACGGGAGAAAGUGAAGACCGUCUGUGGGACGCGUACUGUUCAACGAGAAAUCAAAACAGUGGUUGAUGAACGUGAGCAGUUUUGGAUGUACCUGGGCCGUCUUCACCACAGUCAUUCCGUCGACGACAUCGCAGAAAUGACUCAGGAGUGCCUUGGGCUUGAAGUGGCCCCCAAAGUGAUAAGGCUGGUCAAGAAAGAUGUGGAUGUGACCAAGCUGCCGUUCGUGUCGUUCCGAGUUCUUCUGCCAGAUGAAACAAGAGAUGUGGCUCUCCAAGCGGAAACCUGGCCUACCGGUGUUGCGAUUCGCGAGUUCGAUUUUGACCAGGUUCGUGCUCCGAGAUUUCGUCAGUGAUCCUGUAUCAUCCCAGCAUGACAUCGACUUGACAACCACGGGACGCAUGUACUACGGCCUUUUGGAAGAUCCCCGCUGCCCCGCCACAGGUGUGCCAUCUUCGUUAUGCUGCCGUACUAUCUGUUCCUGUUGGCUGAGUCG
Messenger RNA from Culex quinquefasciatus (southern house mosquito), 1135 nucleotides. RefSeq lists its product as uncharacterized. The transcript has a single exon. The coding region runs from base 227 to 994 and encodes 255 amino acids. NCBI's taxonomy places the organism in Eukaryota, Metazoa, Arthropoda, Insecta, Diptera, Culicidae. The record is from RefSeq and is a predicted model, not a curated record.